Molecule: messenger RNA, 1621 nt
Organism: Chroicocephalus ridibundus (black-headed gull)
Lineage: Eukaryota; Metazoa; Chordata; Aves; Charadriiformes; Laridae
Product: FH2 domain-containing protein 1-like
Exons: 10
Coding region: 369-1493 (374 amino acids)
Source: RefSeq, a predicted model, not a curated record
CGGUGCCCGCCUGGCGCGUGCGCGGCCGCCGCUCGGUUUGGGCGCCGCCGACCCCCCCGCCCCCCCCGCUGGACCUGCCGCGGCUCCGGCUGCUCUUCGGAGAGUCCCGCGGGGCCGCCCCGGGGCAGCGCCCGACCCCCGCCGCCGCGUUGCUGGAGCCCAAGCGGAGCCUCGCCAUCGGCGUCUUCCUCAAGCAGGUCAAGCGACCCGUCCGCCAGAUCGUGCGGGACAUCCAGGAUGGCGUCGGGGAGCCCUACGGGGCCGAAAAGCUGCUGGAGCUCUGCCGGCUGCUGCCGGGAGCCGCUGAGGUGUCCCGGCUGCGCUCCUUCGCCGGCAGCCCCCGCCAGCUCCCCGAUGCCGAGCUCUUCAUGCUGCUGCUCAUCGAGGUGCCCAGUUACGCCCGACGCUUGGAGCUGCUGGUGCUGCAGGAGGAAUUCUUCCCCCGGCUCAGCGCCCUGCGCGCCGCCAUCCAGACCCUGACGGCCGCCGCCGAGGAGCUGCUGGAGUGCCAGGAGCUGCACGUCCUCCUCCACCUCAUCCUCAGCGCCGGCAACCACCUCAACUCGGGCGGGUACGCGGGCAGCGCCGCCGGCUUCCGCCUGGCUUCGCUGCUGAAGCUGCCCGACACCAAGGCCAACGAGCCGGGCAUGGACCUGCUGCACUUCGUGGCCAUGGAGGCGGCCAGGAUGGAGAAGAACCUGCUGGACUUCCCCGGCAAACUGCGGCACGUGGGCCCGGCAUCGCGGAUCGACGCGGCGGAGGUGGAGGGGGAGCUGCGGCGGCUGGCGGGGCGGCUGGCGGGGGCGCGGGGCGCCGAGGGGCCGGGGCCGCGGCUGCAGCCCUUCGUGGGGGCGGCCGAAGCGGAGCUGCGGGGGGCGCGGGACGCGCUGCAGCGGAUGCACCGCGUCGCCAACGACGCCCUCGACUACUUCUGCGAGGACGCGGGGCCCGGCGCCCUGCCCGAGCUCUGCGCCGUCCUGCACGCCUUCGCCACGCGCCUCCUCGCCGCCGCCCAGGAGAACCGUGCGCGGGAGCAGGCGCAGCGCCGGCGGCAGCAGAUGGAGCGGGAGCGGCUGAAGCGUCGCUCGGUGGCCACGUGCUCGGCGCGGGACGCGACCCCCCGGGAGGCCACGACGGACGCCCCCCUCCCGCUCACCCCCCAGCCCGGCCGUCACGGCCUCCGCUCCCCCCGCCCCGGCCCCCCCCUGCCCCCUGCCAUCCCCACGGCGCCGCCCCAGGCGGGGGGCUGCCCCCAGCCCCCCCCGGGCGCCCCAGCCGGCGGGCAGGGGGGGAUCUCCCAGCCUGGCCCCGAGCCGCCCCCCCCGGCCACCGCCGCAGCCCCCCCCAGCCCCCAGCCCCUCUUCAGCCUCUUCCCGCGGCGGGGGGCUUGCGCGGAGCCGGGGACCCCCCCGUCGCCCCCCCAGGGCUCGGCCCUGAUGGCGUUCCUGCGGCGCCUGGUGGGGGGGGCGGGGGGCCGGGCCCCCCCCAGCUGAGGGGCUGCUGGGCCCGGCUUUUAUCUCCCCCCGUCCCCAUCCCCGCUCCCCCGCUUUGCUGUGACAAUAAACGCUGAGGAUCACCCCGGCCUCCCGCCGCCGGGCACGCCACGGCACGGCCACCACCA